AUGGAUGUUAGCGCACUUAUAGCCAGGCGAGCACAGCACCGUCUCGCUGGGCCGAGCAGCCAGUGCAUGCCGCCGUCGUCCGUCCGGUCACGCUCGCAUUGCAGCCGCAGAGCUCCAAGCCAUGCGGGGUCCCGGGCACGCGCAACGGGAGUUUGCCGGUCAACGGGCAAGACGGUGACGCCCUCUCCGCUAUUCGAGGAGGUGGCUCGCGACGACGGCUACUUGCGGGUUGUGGAUUCUAACUCAGCACACCCCGAUUACGAUGAUCCGGACUGGAUAUCAAAGGUCGAAGAUUGGCAGGAGUUUUGGAAUUAUCAGAACUGGGAGCUGGAGGUGGAGGACCUCGAGACGGAGGAAGGCAACAUGGCCGGACCCAUCGAGGCUUUGCGUCGCGCAGAAAAGCUCAUCGACGCCUUCACCGAAAUGGAUAUGCGCACGGACAUCGUGAACUGGAUGUCAAGCCCGCACUCAGAGGACGGUUACGAAGAGGAUAAAUGGAUAAACCCGCCGAUGGACGCGGAGCGUCCCGAUCCAAACCCCACGUUGUUGCCCUGGGACCUGCGUGCAAUGGCAGAGAAGCGCCAGCAGCGCGCGAUGCUCGACGCAGAGUGGCGCCGUCGCCAGUCUCGCAUCGGCAAGCUCACCUACCCUCACAUGGAUCAGCACCGCGACGUCCGCGUACAGCGCCUCACGGGCGACGGCUAUCGCUACGACUGGACAGAGGAGGAAAUCCGCCAGCUCAUCGUCAAUAACGGUCUUGCAUGCCGGCCUGAGGAUCACGGCGCGAUAGUGGAAAAUCCAUUGGCCGUACAGGACUACCACGCGCUAGGGGUCCAUUACAUUGAGGAGACGGAGGAACUGCUCGAGCGCACCGGGCACUUGGCGCCGCGUGAUUACCGGGUACAAUACGACCGGGAGUUCAUUUUGCACGGGGAGGACUACGGCGAGGAUGAGGAUCAGCUAGAGUUGGAUGCGCUGACUGAGCAGGCGGAGCAUGAGGGCAUGCUGGAGGCGCUGGGGAUGGUUGGACUUGAUGAGGAUGACAUUGAUGUGGAGGAGGAUGAGUACGUGGGGGAUGUGGGGGAGGACGAGGAGGAAGCGGACGAGGAGGAAGACGACGACGAAUGA
Molecule: messenger RNA, 1128 nt
Organism: Volvox carteri f. nagariensis
Lineage: Eukaryota; Viridiplantae; Chlorophyta; Chlorophyceae; Chlamydomonadales; Volvocaceae
Exons: 1
Coding region: 1-1128 (375 amino acids)
Source: RefSeq, a predicted model, not a curated record